Messenger RNA from Notothenia coriiceps (black rockcod), 487 nucleotides. RefSeq names its product katanin p80 WD40 repeat-containing subunit B1-like. Gene Ontology annotation, biological process: telomere maintenance via recombination. Lineage: Eukaryota; Metazoa; Chordata; Actinopteri; Perciformes; Nototheniidae. The annotation marks the transcript as partial. The transcript is spliced from 3 exons. The record is from RefSeq and is a predicted model, not a curated record. Gene Ontology annotation, molecular function: protein binding; telomerase RNA binding; telomerase activity. Gene Ontology annotation, cellular component: telomerase holoenzyme complex.
GACUGCUCUCAUUGAGGGCCACACUAAUGUGAUAACAGCUAGUGACCUCACUGCAGACAGGAAGCACCUGGCCACUGUGUCUCUGGACUUCAUGCUGAAAGUGUGGUCCUCUACUAAAGGUAAAGAGGUGGCGGCCCUGCCCAGCUCCAGCCCUCUGAACUGUGUGACCUUUGACCCUGAAGGUCACCUGCUGGCUGCUGGGUGCUGGGAUGGGAACGUGAUAAUGUGGAACUGGCUCCAGAAUGAAACUCUCACAUCCCUGUGCGGUCACCAGAGCUCAGUGCGCAGCCUCUCCUUCUCCCCCUCCUCCUCCAUGCUCUGCUCCGGCUCCAUCUCUGGAGAGGUGCGGGUGUGGUCCGUGCCCACCUCCACCUGUGUGGGGUGUUUCCAGGCUCACAGUGGGGCCGCGGAGGCCCUCACCUUCCUGGAUGAAGGGAGCAAGCUGCUGAGUGCCGGCUCCGAUCACAUGGUGAGGCUGCCCUCCUAA